Messenger RNA from Carlito syrichta (Philippine tarsier), 2825 nucleotides. RefSeq names its product solute carrier organic anion transporter family member 4A1 (gene SLCO4A1). Gene Ontology annotation, molecular function: protein binding. Bases 1 to 2172 code for a protein of 723 amino acids. The record is from RefSeq and is a predicted model, not a curated record. Lineage: Eukaryota; Metazoa; Chordata; Mammalia; Primates; Tarsiidae. Gene Ontology annotation, biological process: transmembrane transport; sodium-independent organic anion transport. The transcript has 11 exons. Gene Ontology annotation, cellular component: membrane.
AUGCCCCGGCACCUGAUGGGGGACAAGUCCUUCGUCUCCAUGCCACCUCUCUCUUUCCCCAACCCAACACCAGCAGCAGAGAAUGGCUUUGACAGCACACCGCCUAGCAGGAGGGCAUCCCCAGGCACGCCCCUGAGCCUCAGCUCCCUGCGCUCUGCCGCCCGCAGCCCCCUGGAUGCCUGCAGCCAGCCGCUGUGCCGACCCCGGGCAGAGAAGCAUGGCGCCCCGGGGGCCCCCGAGGCUGGGCCAAGCACAGCAUGUGGCUGGGGGGACUUUGCGCCCGCAUGCCUGCAGGUGUGCAACUCGCCACGGGGUGUCCUGCUGUUCCUGUGCGCAGCAUCCUUCCUGCAGGGCAUGACGGUGAACGGCUUCAUCAACACAGUGGUCACCUCCAUCGAGCGCCGCUUCGACCUGCACAGCUACCAGAGUGGCCUCAUUGCCAGCGCCUACGAUGUGGCCUCCUGCCUCUGCCUCACCUUUGUCAGCUACUUCGGGGGCAGUGGGCACAAGCCACGUUGGCUGGGCUGGGGUGUGCUGGUCAUGGGUGCUGGCUCGCUGGUGUUUGCGCUGCCGCACUUCACCACCAGCCGCUACGAGGCGGAGGCGGACCCGGGCAUAGGGAUGUGCCCUGCCAUGCACAGCACAGCCUGCACCCACCGUCCCUCGGGCCUGUCCCACUUCCAACUGGUCUUCAUGCUGGGCCAGUUCCUGCAUGGUGUGGGCGCCACGCCCCUCUAUACCCUGGGCGUCACCUACCUGGAUGAGAAUGUCAAGUCCAGCUAUGCGCCCGUCUACAUUGCCAUCUUCUACACAGCGGCCAUUCUCGGCCCUGCCGCUGGCUACCUGAUCGGAGGUGCCCUGCUGAACAUUUACACGGAAGUGGGCCACAGGACGGAGCUGACUAUGGAGAGCCCGCUGUGGGUGGGUGCCUGGUGGAUCGGCUUCCUGGGCGCCGGGGCCGCCGCCUUUCUCAUCGCUGUGCCCAUCCUUGGCUACCCUCGGCAACUGCCAGGCUCCCAGCACUAUGGGGUCAUGAGAGAGUCAGAAAUGCAGCAGCUGAGAGACAGUGGCCCCAGGGCGGCCAGCAACCCAGACUUCGGGAAGACCGUCCGUGACCUGCCUCUCUCCAUCUGGCUUCUCUUGAAGAACCCCACGUUCAUCCUGCUCUGCCUGGCGGGGGCCACUGAGGCCACACUCAUUGCCGGCAUGUCCACUUUCGGUCCCAAGUUCCUCGAGUCUCAGUUCAGCCUCAGCGCCUCGGAAGCCGCCACCCUGUUUGGGUACCUGGUGGUGCCAGCGGGCGGCGGGGGCACAUUCCUGGGCGGCUUCCUCGUGAACAGGCUGAAGCUCCGGGGCUCCGGGAUCAUCCGGCUCUGUCUGCUCUGUGCCCUCGCCAGCCUUCUGGGCAUCUGCGUCUUCUCCCUGCACUGCCCCAAUGUGCCCAUGGCGGGCAUUACAGCCGGCUACGGUGGGAGCCUCCUGCCCGAAGGCCACUUGGACCUCAGAACGCCAUGCAACGCGGCCUGCAGCUGCCAGCCGGAGCACUACAGCCCUGUGUGCGGCUCCGAUGGCCUCACGUACUUCUCGCCCUGCCAUGCGGGCUGCACCACGGCCACCGAGACAGGCCCGGGCAGCCAGAAGGUGUACCGAGACUGUAGCUGUGUCCCUCAGAAUUUUUCCUCUGGCUUCGGCCAUGCUGCCGCAGGGAAAUGCACUUCCGCCUGUCAGAGAAAGCCCCUCCUUCUGGGGUCCGUGUUCGUUGUAAUUUUCUUUACAUUUCUCAGCAGCAUUCCUGCGCUCACGGCCACGCUACGGUGUGUCUGUGACCGGCAGCGAUCCUUUGCCCUGGGAAUCCAGUGGAUCGUGGUUAGAACACUAGGAGGCAUCCCGGGUCCCAUUGCCUUCGGCUGGGUGAUCGACAAGGCAUGUCUGCUGUGGCAGGACCAGUGUGGCCGCCCGGGCUCCUGCCUCGUGUACCAGAACGCGGCCAUGAGCCGCUACAUCCUCAUCGCUGGUGUCCUUUACAAGGUGCUGGGCUUCCUCUUCUUCACCUCUGCCUGCUUCCUGUACAAGCCCCUGUCGGGGUCUCCAGAUGGGCUGGAAAAUUCUUUACCCAGCCAGUCCUCAGCCUCUGACAACCCCACCGACCACCAGCUCCAGAGUGAUGUGUAACCGCCACCGCCCACAGCAGGGACAGGGUGGGUGUCCAGCGUUUCCCAAGGACCAGCAUCACAUAGGCCACUUGCUGCUAUCAGCUUUCUUCCCAGAAGGGCCAGCCCCACCCCCAUGCCACAUCACAGAGGACCCUGGGGAGAGCUCGCCUCGGAUUCUGGGGCCUGCGUGACCAUCCCAAAGUCGAACUGAGCCCAUGAACUGCAGUUGUCUGAGACUCGAAGGUAUGGAGAAAUAACACGUGGCAUGUUGGAAUGCUGCACCCUCUCUGGCCCUGAUGCCAUGGACGGGUCUGUGUACCCGCCCAGCCCCGACCUCCUCUGUUCUUCUGAUGGAGCACAAAGCCCGCAUGAGACAGGCGCCCUCAGGUGACGUGGUCUGCAGGACCCUCUACUUGACCUGUGCCUGAACGUCUGCUGUGACCUCCCGUACCAGACUGCAGUCCUGCUGCGGCAGGUGCACCUUGCCCCCAUGUGUAUUUAUGAACCAUGUUUUGCAUAGAGGUGUAUUUAUGGACUUUGUACCUGAUGUGUGUGUGAGAGCAGGCGGCAGGCUGUGGACCCCACGGCGGGGAAGCGCCCUGCUGCCCUGGGGGGUGUGUGUGUGUCCUUGGAAGACCAGGCAUGUGUGAAUAUAUUUUAUUAUUUAAAGCA